Messenger RNA from Orbilia oligospora ATCC 24927, 1821 nucleotides. RefSeq lists its product as uncharacterized. The record is from RefSeq and is a predicted model, not a curated record. Lineage: Eukaryota; Fungi; Ascomycota; Orbiliomycetes; Orbiliales; Orbiliaceae. The transcript has 2 exons. Gene Ontology annotation, molecular function: oxidoreductase activity; copper ion binding. Bases 1 to 1821 code for a protein of 606 amino acids.
AUGGUUGUUUUUGAUCUCACUUCUCGUCUUUCAUUUUAUAUAUGCGCUAUCUUCGGCGCCUUUGCGAUAUCGGCCCAUGCGAAGUUAGCAUAUCAUGGAAAGGGAUUCGUACCGGAUUAUGUCCUUCGCGGGACGGCGCGGUAUGUACCGAUUGCCUGUGAGAUGAGGUAUUCGGUAUUAUUGAAUGGAACGAGUCCCGGUCCGACAUUGCGGUUUAGAGAAGGGAGGACGACUUGGAUUAGAGUCUAUAAUGAUAUGCUAGACGCUGAGCUGACUGUGCACUGGCACGGUCUCACACAACGUACCGCCCCAUUCUCAGACGGCGCACCCCUUGUAAGUCAAUGGCCUAUCCCACCAGGCCAUUUCUUCGACUACGAGAUUCGUCCGGAUAUUGGUGAUGCUGGAACAUACUUCUACCAUUCGCACGUGGGGUUCCAAGCGGUUACAGCCGUUGGCGCACUCAUAGUCGAAGACGCCCGUCCGGCCCCAUAUCAAUACCACGCGGACCGAAUCUUUCAAUUCGGAGACUACUUCAAUAAAACCGAUAAUGUAAUCACCGACGGACUUCUUUCGAAAACCACCGGAAAGUUCAUCUGGAGCGGCGAAACGAAUGCUCUACUUCUUAAUGGAAAGUCGGGUACCAAAGCCGCGAGGGAAACUAGAGAGUGGUCUACAUGCGCCCCGGAAAUCAUCAGAGUAAAGCCAGGACGAACAUACCGUUUCAGAUUCAUCGGUGCAACUGCUUUAUCAUUCGUGACAAUGGGUAUAGAAUCUCACCCAGAGAUGACAAUAAUCGAGGCGGACGGUAGAUACACUCAGCCUUAUACCACUUCUCACAUCCAAAUCGCCUCAGGACAGCGUUUCAGCACUCUUUUCAAAGCCAAACCUCUUCACGAAGUCAUCAACUCUGGGAAAACUCAUUACUGGAUCCAAUUCGAAAACCGAGAACGUCCUGGCAAUGUAGUUACCGGUUACGCUCUUUUAGUCUAUGACAUCCCCCUUCGUCACGGACAUACCAGACCCUUUAAACUCCCCUAUACCCUUCCUUACAAAAAACCUCUAUCCCUUCCUCAAAACGUCACAGACUGGUUGGAAUAUGCUCUUCAACCCGUCUACUCCCACUAUACCGAACAACUCCCGCCAACCCACAAAGUCACCCGCACAAUCCACAUCACCGCCUACCAAGUAAAAACCCACACGGUAGAAUGGGCACAAAACGGUCUAAUCUGGCAAGAACACAAAGUGAAAACCCCGUACCUAGUAGACAUCUACAACCGCGGCGAAAAGACAAUUCCAAACUUCGACAAUGCCAUCAGACGUAACACAUACGACCCAGAAACCAUGAUAUUCCCCGCCAGAAUCGGCGAGGUCAUCGAUAUCGUCUGGCAUAAUAAUAACGGUCCAAGCGGUACCUGGGAUUUCCACCCUUUCCACGCCCACGGUGGUCAUUUCUGGGAUCUUGGGUCUGGGAAUGGAACUUAUGAUGCUAGAAGGAAUGAUGAAUAUAUGAUGAAGAAUAAUUAUUUCCCUGUACUGAGGGAUACUACUAUGGUUCAUAGAUAUGCGAAAGAUGGAGUGCCCUAUACUUCUGCUGGGUGGAGGGCGUGGAGGGUACACGUGAAGUAUCCUGGUGUGUGGAUGAUGCACUGUCAUAUUUUACAACAUAUGGUUAUGGGGAUGCAAACGGUUUGGAUGUUCGGGAGGCCUACGGAGAUUAAAGCUGAGGUUGAUAGGCCGUAUGUUAAGGGGUAUUUGAAGUAUGGAGGAUCGGCGUAUGGGAAUUCGACGUAUGAUCCGUUGGUUAAUGAAUGGUUUGAUUAA